ACCGAGCAGCGCAGAGCGUGGUAACUAGGCACGGGACCCGGGCGCCGGAAGCAGGUGAUGAGCCACCGGGUGUAUGGGGCUGAAGAGAUAUGCUGAGCAAAGCAGAUUUCCUUGAGCACAGACCCCAGCAGACCAGCAGAAUGUUGGAGGAGGACAUGGAGGUGGCUAUUAAGGUGGUGGUGGUUGGAAAUGGUGCAGUUGGGAAAUCUAGCAUGAUUCAGAGAUACUGCAAGGGGAUCUUUACGAAGGAUUACAAGAAAACUAUUGGAGUGGACUUCCUGGAAAGGCAAAUUGAGAUAAACGAUGAAGAUGUUCGGCUGAUGCUGUGGGACACUGCUGGUCAAGAGGAGUUUGAUGCAAUAACUAAAGCAUAUUACAGAGGUGCCCAAGCUUGUGUGCUGGUAUUUUCUACCACAGACCGGGAAUCAUUUGAAGCGGUGCCCAGCUGGAGAGAAAAGGUCAUGGCUGAAGUUGGAGAUAUCCCCACUGUUCUUGUUCAGAAUAAAAUCGACCUGCUUGAUGAGACUGUGAUUAAGAAUGAGGAAGCAGAAGGACUUGCAAAGAGGUUAAAACUGCGAUUUUACAGAACAUCUGUAAAGGAAGAUCUGAAUGUUACUGAAGUUUUUAAAUAUUUGGCUGACAAAUACCUACAAAGGCUAAAACAGCAGACUGCCGAAGAUACAGAAGUUGUACAUACUAGUGGCAAUAAAAUUGGAGUAUUUAACACAGCGGGUGGCAGCCACUCCGGACAGAAAUCUAAUGCUAUGAAUGGAGGAGACGUAAUCAAUCUAAGGCCAAAUAAACAGAGGACCAAGAAGAGCAAAAGUCCUUUUAGCAGUUGUAGCUUACUCUAGAACUGUAUUUAUAAGAUCAAAAAGGUGAACUACAAGUCGGGGACUACAGUGCAAUUGACAAGAGAGGAAUACAGCCACUUCCACAGAGUUUAGUACAUUUUUAGCUGAGUUUGUUCCGAUCAAGGUAACGCAGUGAGAGUGACUUCUGAGAUGUUCUGUGAGCUAUUAGGCCACCUAGUGUUGGACAGUGUGUCCUACAGUAUGUAGUGUUCUGUUUGAUAUAGCACCAGAACAGAUGCUGCCCAAACAUGGUUUUUACAGUGUUCUGAAUGUGAAGAAAUCCACAAAACGGUACAAUGAAUAGUAUUUAAGGCUAAGUACAUAUUUUAUUAACACAAUACAGGGAUGUGUGGUUGCAUCGACUGUGGAAUAUGAUGGUACACAAUACAUGGUACAUGUGCAAUAUUAAUGUAACUCACUAAACAUUGCCUACAGCCUAUGAAAUGAUGUAUUGUUUAGUAAAGUCUACAUAAAGGAUGUUAAAUCCAAAUUUUGCUGAAAUUAA
Messenger RNA from Pseudophryne corroboree (corroboree frog), 1359 nucleotides. RefSeq names its product RAB23, member RAS oncogene family (gene RAB23). The transcript has 7 exons. Gene Ontology annotation, molecular function: GTPase activity; GTP binding. Gene Ontology annotation, biological process: vesicle-mediated transport. The record is from RefSeq and is a predicted model, not a curated record. Lineage: Eukaryota; Metazoa; Chordata; Amphibia; Anura; Myobatrachidae. Bases 90 to 854 code for a protein of 254 amino acids.